UCAUUAAUUCUCAUGUUCACAAAACAACAGAAACAGAAACACAAACAGAAAGAUCCUUAUCGAAAAGAAGUGAUUUUUUGUAUAAUGUAUCGAGGAGAGGAAUUAGAAAAGUCAGCAUACAAGCAGGCACCUGCAGGGACGGCGGCAACAGGUUUUCCGGUGAGCUACGACGGAACAACAUCAACGUACUCGGGUCAGUCAUCGGAGUACCAGACACAUCCUCCUCCACCACCUAAGCUACUAGUUGAAUGGUCGACCGGUCUUUGCGAUUGCUGCUCCAACCCGGGAAAAUGUUGCAUAACAUUUUGGUGUCCAUGUAUUACUUUUGGCCAAGUUGCUGAAAUCGUUGACAAGGGAUCCACAUCAUGUGGUGCUAGUGGUGCUUUGUAUACAUUGAUUUGUUGUGUUAUUGGAUGUGCUUCUUUGUAUUCUUGCUUCUACCGCUCAAAGAUGAGACAACAAUAUGGUUUGAAAGGAAAUGAUUGUACGGAUUGUUUGAUUCAUUUCUUUUGCGAGACAUGUGCUUUGUGUCAAGAAUAUCGUGAGCUUCACAAUCAAGGAUUUAACAUGCUCAUUGGAUGGCAUGGAAAUGUUGAGCAACGGACUCGAGGAAUAGCCAUGGCUACAACACCUCCAACCUUUGAAUCGGGCAUGAGCCGUUGAAAUUCACUGCAUGUCUUCAUAAUCUUCAUUCAAAUAAUCCAUUUUUAAAUGUUGCUAUAUAUGUAAUUGUUGUAUUCUCGACAUAUGUAUGCGACUUGUACUCUACAUUUGCAAAUGUUAUUAUACACUCAAAUGUGAACCUCAUAGCACUUGCUUAAUAUAAUCCAUUUCGUUGACAUUUGUAAUUUCGAGUGAAUAUUCAUAAAAGUAAACAUCAAAUUGGACA
Cicer arietinum (chickpea) is the source of this 889-nucleotide messenger RNA. RefSeq names its product protein PLANT CADMIUM RESISTANCE 2-like. The record is from RefSeq and is a predicted model, not a curated record. Lineage: Eukaryota; Viridiplantae; Streptophyta; Magnoliopsida; Fabales; Fabaceae.